AUGGCAUGCGACACGGUUUCUCGUGCUUGUGUCAACACUGCUUCCCACAAUCCUCAUUUUUCCCCUGCCCCUUUCAGUGCAGACACGGUCUCUUCUCGAGCUCAUGACAUUACCGACCCAUCUUCUACCCUUGCGUUAAGGUUACUCGCUCCUGACAGUACUCUUUUGGAGGAUCACAGGAAGCAUCAAAACCAGAAUCAUAGCCAAAGACCUGCAAUUGGCCCGCCAGUUGGUUCAGCAGUCAUGUCACACCACUACCAACACCAUGAUGAGGACCAGGAGUACACAUACGGCAGAAACAACCAAUACAGUUUUUCGCAGCCAUCCUUCAAUCAGCCGUAUUCGAACCAUCAGGUUCUGGCACCCUACAAUCAUCAUCCUGCAGAGACCACUUCCAUUGCCCCAUCAUACUCAUCGCACCAAGCAAUAUACUCACAAGCUCCACAACACUCUUCUCUCCUUACCCAUACGUCCUCUGCGGGAUACCAAUGUCAUCCUCAAUAUCUGUCACAGCCCAGAUUUCCAGCGCCGCAUCGUCUGUUUCCCAUGCAUGAACCUUUUUGGGAGGUGGAGAUUGAAGCCCAAGAAUCUUGCAAUGAACAAACGGUUUUGUCAGAACCCGUUAUCCCAGCCUUGGAAGGGUUCCCAGAUGUUCGAGAAUUUGAUCAACUCAUGAAGAGCUACGUUGACGAUCUCUCCGUCAAAAAGCAAGAUAAAGCUUUGAUUCACUCUAGGAGAGCACGAAACAUCAAAAUUGUGCUUACUGAUCCCAAGGACACUGCAAUUGAGUCUGCCCAGUUUAGGUUUUGGGUGAAGAAAAUGUUCAGACUUGAACCCAAUGAUAGCAGAACGCCUGUGUCGAGGAAAAUGAUAUGUCAUGAAGGGAAGCCAGUAGCAAUUCGUGAAAAGCUUUUCAAAAUCCUGACUCGAGCACACCAGCAAUGCCAACACGGAGGUCGUGAUAAGACCUCGGCCCAAGUCCGGCGGAUAUAUUCAUGGGUCCCGAAAGAAUUGAUAUCUCGCUUUGUUAAAAUAUGCCCAACCUGUCAGGUCCGACGAGGAGGAUCUCGAUUAACACCCCCAACUUCAUGCAGAAGUUCUCCUAAGCCUGAUCAUGCCCUAGGCCCUUCACCAUAUCUCCUGUCACCGCCAGAUUCCCGCCGAGAGUCUAUUAUCAGCAGGCCAGGGGUUCCAUAUCCCGCACGAGCAGAGGCUCCACACACCAAUCACUCCAACAUUCCAUCUGCACUAACCUGGCCACCAACCCCACACCACACGAGCUUGUCAAGUCAAUAUCAUAACUCACAUAUGCAACCUCUUCCUUCAACAGCCAGCAGCUGGGCUUCACUUCCCCGAACGCUGACAUCGGGCAGUGAAACCAAUGGUGCUGGAGGGGGUACCCAUGGAUUGUCGACAACAUUGUCCAUGCCUUCGAGCCAUCUGGAUUAUCAGUCUACCUACGAUGAAGCUCAACACCUCCCAGAACCCCAUCAUUAUUAG
Molecule: messenger RNA, 1500 nt
Organism: Nannizzia gypsea CBS 118893
Lineage: Eukaryota; Fungi; Ascomycota; Eurotiomycetes; Onygenales; Arthrodermataceae
Exons: 5
Coding region: 1-1500 (499 amino acids)
Source: RefSeq, a predicted model, not a curated record